Molecule: messenger RNA, 689 nt
Organism: Camellia sinensis
Lineage: Eukaryota; Viridiplantae; Streptophyta; Magnoliopsida; Ericales; Theaceae
Source: RefSeq, a predicted model, not a curated record
UAGAAGGCUAUAACCUUAAACCCUAAAGUUUCAUCAUUUUCUAUCGCAGCAGCUGAACAAUGAAGAAGCGGCACUGCAGAUUCAUGGCUUCGAGCUUGAACCAUCAACCAAGUUUAAAGAAGAUAGCAAACACAGGGAAUGGAAAAGAUAGGAUCAGCAGCUUACCAAAUUCAGUUCUCGCCCACAUUCUCUCUUUCCUUCCAACAAAAUAUGCAGUUGCGACCAGCACUCUGUCACCAAGAUGGAAAUGCAUAUGGACUUCUGUGCCCAAUCUAGAAUUCAAUGAGAAGACACUGUUAGUUGAGCAUCCUUGGUCUGGCAUGCAUAAGCCUAAAGAUCAUCAUCGCCAUGUUAGCUUCAUGAAUUUCAUUGAAAGAGUACUUCUCUUACAUGAUUUGUCAAGUAUUCAACGAUUCUAUCUAAGUUGUGAUCCAGAUAUUGAUAAAUCUCGUUUGAAUGCAUGGAUAAGUGCUGCUGUAAAGCGUGAUGUCCGUGAAAUUGAUAUCAAUGUUUGCGGAUCAAUAAUUCUUAGGUUAGCAGCCUCUUUAUUUGCGAAACGCUUGUAGUCUUAAAGCUAGGAUCUCAAGUUCAUUUUGAUGCUCCUGCCUCAAUCUCUUUUCCUUGUCUCAAGAUCUUUCAUGUUUCACUUAUUUAUCCAAGUAAUGACCUGACCCAGAAGCUCUUUUCUU